CACUGAUGCAUUGCUGAGUGAGGCGGCACUGACUGCAGAGCCUCCUCUCUCCUCUCAUGCUGUGUGCUCUCAGGCCGAGACAAAACUGUGCACUAUUUUCCCUCCACCAUCAUUCAGGAUGGAGGAAGCUGUUAUUAAGUCCAAGCGGUUUCCUUCAAUCAGGACAGUCAGAGCUUCGAAGAACAUUUCUCCCUCCCCUUCUUUUCAGCCUUCCUCCUUUACGUCCUGGAUCAAGGAGAACAUCCGUAAGAGGGAAUGCUGCUUCUACGAAAAAGGUGUCAGAGAGGAUGCAUGCAAGUGUGGCCACCCAAAGACUGAUCAUGUGGAUGAAGCUAUCAAGCCAGACAAUUUCACAGGCGAGUCUUGGAACAAAGACAGACACGUGCGUGAAGUUCCCACUGAUGCUUUUGGAGACAUCAGCUUUGGUGGUUCGGGACAGAAGACUGGCAAGUAUGCACGAGUGUCCACAGACACAAGCCCGGAAAUCCUGUACAAGUUACUGACCGAACAGUGGAAACUUUCCCCUCCCAACCUGCUGAUCUCAGUGACCGGAGGAGCCAAGAACUUCUAUCUCAAACCUCGUCUCAAGAGCAUGUUCCACAGAGGUCUCAUCAAAGUGGCCCAGACAACAGGAGCGUGGAUCAUCACUGGGGGUACGCACGCUGGUGUGAUGAAGCAUGUUGGGCGGGCCGUGAGGGACCACGCACUGAGCAGCUCCAUGCAGGGCCAGAUUGUGGCUAUUGGAGUUGCAACGUGGGGAAUAAUUCACAACAGGGAUGCUUUAGUGAAUCCAGAGGGUUGUUUUCCAGCCAAUUACGAGCUGGACAUCGAGGGCCAGGGCCGACUCUCUUGCCUUGAUAACAACCACACCCACUUCCUGAUGGUGGAUGAUGGGACCCAAGGGAACUACGGAGUGGAGAUUGAAUUGCGUAGCAGUCUGGAAAAAUGCAUCUCCGGAAAGCUUCUCGGAAACAGAGAGAGUGGCGUCACAAUCCCCGUGGUGUGUGUGGUUUUGGAUGGAGGACCAGGCACCCUAAAUACCAUUUAUAACGCCAUGCUGAACGGGACACCGUGUGUGAUCUUGGAGGGCUCUGGGAGAAUAGCUGAUGUGAUUGCUCAAGUGGCAGGAUUGCCAUUGUUCCAGGUCACCAUCGCCCUCAUUCAGCAGUUAAUGAAAAAGUUCUUUGGCCAAGAGUAUGAAAACUUCUCAGACUGCAAGAUCAUAAAAUGGACCGAGAAGAUUCAGUACAUCAUCCAGAUCUCUCACUUGCUGACAGUAUUCAGAAUAAGCGAGGAUAAUCACAGAGAUGUGGAUGUGGCUAUACUCCAAGCCCUGCUCAAAGCUUCGAGGGCCAGCGAGAGACUGGGAAUCGAGAGCUGGAAAGGGCAGCUGGAGCUGGCUAUCGCCUGGAACCGGGUGGACUUAGCUGAGACGGAGAUCUUCACUGAGGAGAGCCAGUGGAAGUCCAGCGACCUCCACUGGGCUAUGUUCUCAGCCCUGGUCGGCAACAAGCCCCAGUUUGUCAGUCUGCUGCUGGAGAACGGCGUGAGCCUGAAAGACUUCCUGAAAGACGAGGAGACUCUGUGCGACCUCUACAGAAAGAUGCCCGGCUGCAUCUUCGUCCGCAAGCUGGACAAGCGGGUCCAGAGACUCGGCCGCAAACCUCAAGCUCGCCCGGGUCGAGGUGAAACAACCUUCAUGACUCAUGUGUCCAAUGAGGUGCGCCACCUACUGGGCAGUUUCACCAAGCUCCUCUACCCACCCGCCGACAUGUCAUGUCAGUUCGAAAUGCUUACAGAGGACACAUCUGUAUCACUGUCCAAAGGUUCAAUGGCUUCUCAAAUGCAACUCAGGGAGAACAAUAUGGAUGCACAGGGGAACCCCGACAGAGACCUUUUCCUGUGGGCUGUAGUCCAGAACAACAAAGAGCUGGCUGAAGUUGCCUGGGAGUUGUGCAAAGACUGCAUGUCCGCCGCUCUGGCCGCCAGUAAGAUCCUGAAGACGAUGGCCGAGGAGGAAAGUGAUGCGGACGAGGCGGAGGACAUGCGGGAGCUCGCCAGUCACUUUGAGGAUCACGCCAUUGGUGUGUUCAGCGAGUGCCACGACAACGAUGAAGAGCGGGCCCGUAAGCUGUUGGUUUGCGUGUCUCCGUCUUGGGGGAGGACCACGUGCCUGAGGUUGGCCCUGGAGGCUGACGAUAAAAGCUUUGUAGCUCAGUCGGGCGUUCAGGCUCUUCUGACGCAGAUCUGGUGCGGUGGGCUUUCAGUGGACAACCCCGUGUGGAGAGUGCUGAUCUGCAUGGUCUUCUUUCCACUCAUCUACACCGGCUUUCUGGCGUUCAGUGACUCCCCCGACCCGGAGCGCCAGAAGCCUCUGAGCUGCCGGAGCCGGCUGGUCCAUCUGUACAGCUCUCCGCAGGUCAAGUUUUACUGGAAUGUUGUGUCUUCCUUUGCCUUCCUCUUCCUGUAUGCUGUGGUGGUGAUGAUUGACUUCCAGGCUACGCCCUCUGCUGGGGAGAUGCUGCUUUACGUCUGGCUGCUCUCACUGGUGUGCGAGGAGGUCAGGCAGGUGUUAUAUGAUCCUGAUGGCUUUGGGUUUCAUAAGAAAGCCAAGAUGUACAUCAACGACCUGUGGAAUAUUUUAGAUGUUCUGUCCAUCAUUCUCUUUGCUAUUGGCCUCACAUUUAGGCUGACAACUGAGCUGUUCUACGCGGGUAAAAUCCUCCUCUGCAUCGACUUUGUGGUCUUCUGCCUCCGGUUCAUGGCCAUCUUCACUAUCAGCAGUACCCUGGGACCCAAAAUCAUCAUAGUCAGGAGGAUGAUGACGGAUAUGUUCUUCUUCAUGUUCCUGCUGAGUAUCUGGGUGGUGGCGUACGGAGUGGCCAAACAGGGCAUCCUCAUCCACAACGACAACCGGCUGGGCUGGAUUGUUCGCGGGGCAAUAUAUGAGCCGUAUCGCAUCAUAUUUGGGGAUUUUCCCACAAAUAUUGACUAUGCUGCAUUUGAUUUGGACUCCUGCAGCAUGAAUGGCACCGAUCCUCUGAAGCCAAAGUGUCCUGUGCUGAAUGAAAACCUAACUCCAGCCUUCCCCGAGUGGCUCACCAUCAUCAUGCUGUGUGUCUACUUGCUCUUUGCCAACAUACUGCUGCUCAACUUGCUCAUAGCCAUCUUCAACUUUACGUUCCAGACCGUUCAGGACAACACAGACAGAAUUUGGAAGUUUCAAAGAUACGAGCUGAUCCAGGAGUACCACAGCCGCCCAGCCGCCCCUCCUCCUUUCAUCAUCUUCAGCCAUUUUUACCUCUUUGUUCGCAACAUGUUUCCAAUAAAGGCCUCCAUCAUAAGUGAGGAGUCUAAGAGUAAGUUACAGAUGAAGGAAGAGGAGCUGUUGUCCUGGGAGGCCCUGAUGAAGGACAGAUACCUGCUGUCCACGAAGCAGAAAAAGAACCAGAGCAUGGAGCAACGCAUCCUGGACACAUUUCAAAAGGUUACCACCAUAGCCGAUCGGCUGGAGAGGGAAGAGGAGACGAGUUCUGCUGCCGUGGUGCAAAGACUGGCUGGACUAGAGGAGCAGGCCUGCCAGUCAGCCAAAGCCCUGCAGUGGAUUAUGGACAGUUUGAAAAGUCAGGGUUUUGCAGCAAAAGAAGCACAACCGCCAAGUCAGCACAAAACUUCCUCACUCAAUAUGGAUGUUAGCUUCAGCUCAUACAGCCCGGCUUAUUAUUCCUCUGAAGACAGUGGAGACCACGUGGAUGAAUCAGAGUCAGAAGCCUUAGAUAAUUACAGAAACCCGAGAGGAAGGACUGGCAUCAGGGGACGAGGGACACUAAGCCGCCUCGGUCCAAAUCGAAGUACAGAGCUUGUGCUUACACGCAUUCAAGAAGGCCACAGAUCGGUUUUGGAGUACUUGGAGGUUUCGGAUGAGUGCAAGGGAACCUUCACUUUACCUGGAGGGGCGCUCCAGUCAGCUGACUACUUGCCAGUAACUCUUGAUAGCACCAUUAGGAAAACGAUGAAUGAAAAAAUAAAUGCUAAAGUUUCAGAGGGAACCAAGGUGUGUGAGGGUUACGUGGACGACUGCAGGAACACGGACAACGCCUGGGUGGAAAUCACCGUGCUAAACAUUCACCUGGAGAGCACGAGCCAGUUUGCCGCUGACAUCAACAGCACGGUGGAGAGCAGCAAUGGUGCUCUUCAGUGGCAGGAGGUGAGCGUUAAAACCAGACUGCACUCCCAUCAAAGAGAGUUCUUGCGGCUGGUUGCGAAGCUGCACAACAGGAGGUUCUGAUGUUCUUCACUGCUGUAGCUUUAAAUGUGCGUCUCCAUCCGCGGGGGGGUUCUCUCCCUGUUCAUGUGGCCUUUGUAUUAAUUCAGUUACACUGAAAGCAGUUGAAUCAAAACACUUCAAAGCCAUAAUGUUAUGCUGCCGGGAUUUGUUAUUUUUAUUUGCAUGAAUGUGUUUAGGACAGCAAUCAAAAUGUUAAGCUGACAUUCUGUGCUUUACACUAUGUGUGUAAGUAUGACGUUAUUACAUACACAAAGAAUAUAUACCUACUUUUUGGGGUAGUUGUAAUUCAAAGGAGCACUCCCAUUUCCCUCUACCUCAUACCUCAUACCUCAUACUACAUUUUGGUACUUUUCCCUUUCGCAUAUGGAUGAAAAGUACAGUCAUGCGUUACUUUUAUUUACUUUUAAAACAUACAUUUAUUUACUUUUAAAUCCUCAUCUUACUGUUUAUACAAUUUUGCAUUAUUCCAGAUCAAAAUGCAUCUACCAAGUACUAGCUCAACCUUCAAAAACAAAGCAGCAAACAGCAGUAAUAGCGUAAUAAUAACAUGCUGCAGUGUAAAGAAGUACCUGGUCCACUUAUAAAAUAUGUGUUCAAUUAACUCCAUGUGUGACUAUUACAUAAUCAUCACUCCUGCCCUAAAUAUAUAUAUAUACAUUUUUUUUAAGAUUCUGAAAUUGAAUUGUGCCCUUGCAUGGUGUUUAAUAGAAAGCAUGGGUUGUCUCACAUUGUUCUGCAGGGAUAUUAAAGUCAAACGGAAAACGUUGGGAUUCUUUAAAGCAAGGUUACUUCUGCAUG
Messenger RNA from Gasterosteus aculeatus aculeatus (three-spined stickleback), 5086 nucleotides. The record is from RefSeq and is a predicted model, not a curated record. Lineage: Eukaryota; Metazoa; Chordata; Actinopteri; Perciformes; Gasterosteidae.